CCGCUGCUUGCACGCCGGAAGCGGUUUGUUUUUGAGAUCGUGCGCGAGUCCUUAAAUGGUAGAGUGUUUGCAUUCCGAUCGCGGAGGGUGUCGCUUCGGAUUUGUAAGCUGCUAUUAGAAGCUUCUCGCGUAAGAGGCGCUUUCGCUGCAUAACGUGCUUGACACAGCUCGACGCUGAGAACAUCGCUAUUUGCAUCUCUGACCUGUCUGAGCAGCUGACGCUCUGUAAUUGCGCCGUCGUACUUCAUCACGCCGAACCGUGCCUCGAAACAGUGUGACAUUUAGUGAGCAUAAUGUCACUUUGGUGUGUGAUCAGUGGAAUCUAAUGACUUGUGUACUGCAUUGUGGAAUCGCCAUCUUGUACAAGUUGAAGCUCGGACAGUCGGUCACAACCAUUCCAACGGUGGGCUUCAACGUUGAGACUGUCACCUACAAGAACGUCAAAUUCAAUGUCUGGGAUGUUGGCGGUCAAGACAAGAUUCGUCCCCUGUGGCGGCACUACUACACGGGCACGCAGGGACUAAUCUUUGUGGUGGACUGUGCCGACCGAGACCGCAUCGACGAGGCGCGCCAAGAGCUGCACAAGAUCAUCAACGACCGCGAGAUGCGCGACGCCAUCAUCCUGGUCUUUGCCAACAAGCAAGACCUGCCCGACGCCAUGAAGCCGCACGAGAUCCAAGAGAAACUCGGGCUGACGAGGAUCCGCGACCGAAAUUGGUACGUGCAGCCAGCGUGUGCCACGACGGGCGACGGACUCUUCGAGGGUCUCACGUGGCUCACGUCAAACCACAAGUCCUGAGGCCGACGGCAUCGAAGACGGCAUUGCAGAAAAAAUUCCCGCCGCGUUGCCGUUGCCAGCGUCGCCAUCGCCCCCACCGUCAUCGCCAUUCACCACCGGUGCGGUGCCAGGCAAGGAGGACGCCUGAGCGACAGGCAGGCUGGCUCUGCCGGAGGGGGGAGGGGCGGGCCGCCCGGGGUUCGCUCAACCUCUCCUCCAAGUCAUCGUUGCCGUUUGCGGACCAGCCACGAUGGGAUCCUCGUUUUCCUAGUGCCGCUUUCUUUUUUUUUUUUUUGCGCUCGUUUUUGUAUACUGCCACUGUAAAGUUCAGUCGUCAAAAGAACAGGCAGGGUCUCGCCCCUUGCUGUUGUAGGGGGCUUGGAGAUGUCUACGUGCCGGUACUGUUUGCCCCCAUGAAGCUGCCUUGUCCCUUCUGUUGUUUUUUUCUCCUUGUUUCUUCCUUUUAGCUGUAAUAUAUAUGUGUGCAAGUGCUGUUGAGAACAGUGAUGCUGCUGCAACAGUGGACACUAGUGCAUAUCUCUUUUUUCCUUCAGUGGUGGAGGACGUGGGAGGACCUUGGUAGGGGCCCACACUGCUUUCUUUUAGAAUGUUUGGGGCACGUGCUGGCGCUGCAACAGACUCUUGGAGGGGCUUUGGCGGGUGGGGAGACGAGAAUGAAAGAAAAAAUUGAGUGAACUCUCUUUUUGUCCCGCUUUGUCGUAGACUUGUGCGCUUGUUUUGGAGGGGCGUCUCGGCACGCAAAUAUGCAUUCACCGCAGUUCUUUACUCCUUGAAAAGUCGGAACUUGACACUGAAGCACCACGACAUGCCGAUAUGCGCGACACGGAAACAGUGUCUUGAGGAAAGCAUCUCUGCAAACAUUGCGACGAAGUGCUCUUACCGCCAGCGGUGGUUGUAAAGGGGGGGGACUGGGAGUUUCCGAGAAGGAUGUCGGGCCGGAGCUCAAAGUGAGGGAUACUCUUGUGUCUGGUGGGGACCUUCUCAAUCUUUUCCCCUAGACCCCGUCUCUACCUCCUCUCCGAACACGGGCCACUUUGUGCAGGCAGGGCGAGGGAGACCGGUUCCGUUUGUGCCUUUCUGGGUGCGCCACACGACGAAGCAUAGACUUCCCCGCGAGGGAUUCCACGGAGAAAGGAAUUCACAGACACGCGAGAUGCAGCGACAGCUAGCAAGCAGACCACUACCACUCCCCUGCAUUUAGUCCAGAAGGGUUGGGGAAAGGGGACACUGUGUCCUCCCCCACCGUCCUAGUGUCACCCAAGUUUUUGUGUCACACCGCUACCAGGCUUUUAGCAGGCAGGCUGCCUUUUUGGUUUGUUUUUUAUAUUGUUGGGUUGUACAUAUCGGUUUUCAACCAGUGGGCAAAUAAAACUUUGUUCCCGAGCUUCCAACAGCCUGUGCAUGCCCCUCCCCCACGGCUUUUUGCAAUAGAGGGCAUGGCCAGGAUAAUGUAACGAUUCUGUUCCCAUAGUAUUGUAUUCCUUUGUUCACUUGGUCAGUUCAAGCAACACGACGAUGUCCAUGUUAUUAUCGACUGCUUGAAAAGUUAAAAGGAAUCCUUACAUUAUUUUGGCCCAUGUUUGAAUGUGUGUUCAGCCAGCAGCACUGUCAACUGUGGCGUCUUAAAGAAGACUGCUUCUUGUCUGCAUAUUACAGCACCGUACAUGCCUCAGCAUCACUCACCACCUAGCAUCGAACUCUUAAGUUAGGGCAGACCAACAAGUCUGAAAUUUGUUUUCUUUCCGGAAGCCCUAAAUAAUAAAAAUGUCAUAUUUAUUAUCA
This is a messenger RNA of Rhipicephalus microplus (southern cattle tick), 2581 nucleotides long. Its product is annotated as ADP-ribosylation factor 6. Lineage: Eukaryota; Metazoa; Arthropoda; Arachnida; Ixodida; Ixodidae. The record is from RefSeq and is a predicted model, not a curated record. Gene Ontology annotation, molecular function: GTP binding; GTPase activity.